UGGUAAUUUACCUCCAUCUGCAUUUUUUUCUUUUCAUUGAGUUGUUUAUUUAUGGUUUUGAGCUUAAAACCCAGAAAUGAUAUAAAGGCCAUUUAGAAUAGAGGGUUAGGAAUAUAAGCAAAGAGAAAUUAAGACGACGGUGGGUUGGGGUUCUGAGCUAAUUAGGAGGGUAUAAAUUAACAUGGCUGCUUCGUCUUCUUCUUCUUCUUCUCAAGAAAAGUACGACGUGUUUCUUAGUUUCAGAGGUGAGGAUACCCGUGUUGGUUUUACUGGAUAUCUUUAUCAUGCUUUGUGUCAAAAGUGUAUCCACACCUACAUGGAUGAGCAAACCCUUGAGAGUGGUUUUGAAAUUUCACCAACACUUAAAAGAGCCAUUCAGGAAUCUAAGAUUUACAUAAUAGUUUUGUCCAAAAAUUUCGCAUCUUCCACAUGGUGUUUGGAUGAACUGGUGGAAGUACUUGAAUGCAAGAGAAAUAAGAAUGGGAAAAAUAUCAUACCCAUUUUUUAUGGCAUAGAUCCAUCCAUCGUGCGUAAACAAGAGCAAAGUUAUGAAACUGCAUUUGCGAAUCAUGAACAACGUUUCUAUGACAAACUGGAGAAGGUGCAGCAGUGGAGGGGUGCUCUAAAAGAAGUAGCUGAUUUGUCCGGUUAUCAUUCAAAGAAUUUUAGGUUUGAGUACGAGUUAGUUCAACAAAUUGUUGGAGAUGUUUUAUCAAAAUUGUCUAAGUUCCAGUUAACAAAUUACGGGCAUCUCAUUGGAAUUGAAGAGAAUAUCAAGAAAAUUGAAUCAUUAUUAAGCAUUGGCUCAAUGGAUGUUCGCAUCAUAGGUAUUUGGGGCAUGGGAGGUAUUGGCAAGACCACCCUUGCUAGCAUUGUGUUUCAAAAAUAUGCAUACUCUCAUUUUGAUGGUCGUUGCUUUCUUAAGGAUAUUCCAGAACGAGCUGAUACAUAUCAUUUGAGAAAUGAACUUCUUUCUCAGUUAGUAAAUAGUAAAAAUGUGGUAUGCACUGACACCCCAGCUGUAGGAUCAGGAUUUAUUCAAGAUAGAUUACGUUAUAAAAAUGUUUUUAUUUGUUUCGAUAAUUUGAAUGGAAGCAGAAACAAAUUAAAAGUUUUAUUGGAUGGGUAUUAUUUUGCUAAGGGAAGCAGAAUCAUUGUCACAACUAGAGACAAGCAAUUAGUUCAGACAGUGGAUGGUAAAAUUUUCGAGUUGACGGGGUUAUCUUCCGUUGAUGCUCUCAAGCUCUUUUGUUUCAAUGCUUUUGGACAACAUUUACCUGCAACAGGUUAUGAGUCUUUAUCAAAAAGAAUUACAAAUUAUACAGAGGGCAAUCCCUUAGCUCUUGAAGUCUUGGGUUCUUCCCUUAAGUCCAAAGGCGUAAAAUAUUGGGAAAGUGCAUUGCAAAAGUUGGAAACAUGUUUGGAUCCUGAUAUUCAAAAAGUGUUGAGAAUAAGUUUUGACGGAUUAGAUGACAAAGGUAUCCAGGGUAUAUUUCUUGACAUGGCAUGCAUCUUUACCCGUGAAGUAAGUAAAAAAUAUGUAGAAAGCAUAUUAAAUCGCACUGAGCAUUCUGAUGCAGCAAUAGGAAUAAGUGCACUCAUUGAUAAAUCCUUACUAAAAGAAGAAUGGAAAUGGAAAUGGAAAUGGCAAUGGCAAUACAACUCAAAAGGAGCAGUUUUGAAAAUGCAUGACUUACUACGACAAAUGGGCCAAGGGAUUGUUUUUGACGAGAACAACGAUCCAGGAAAAUGCAGUAGACUGUGGAAUGUCAAGGAUGUCUGCCGUGUAUUGGAAAGAAAUACGGGAACAUCUACAAUUGAAGGUAUAUUAUUGAAUCUGGAAAACCUUAAAAAGGAUGUGGAAGUGAGUCCUACAGCAUUCUCAAACAUGUACAAUCUCCGAAUUCUUAAAAUAACGCAUAUUUAUGCCUGCAUAAAUCACAUUCCCCAACGUGUGCAUCUUCUUAAUGGGCUCAAACGUAUGCAUCUUCCUAAUGGGCUUGCAUCUUUUGUUUCUGAUGAGAUAAAAUAUUUUCAUUGGGACUUCUACCCUUUGAAAUAUUUGCCAUAUUCGAGUACAGAGAAUCUUGUUGUACUUAUUAUGCGUGACAGCCAACUUGAGCUGCUUUGGAAUGAAGACCAGCCACUUGAGCUCGAGAAGUUAAAGGAGAUCGAUCUUAGUUUUUCUAAGCACCUUAUUCAAAUACCAAACUUGUCCCGGGCUCUAAAUCUUCAAGAUAUACGUCUUCAACAUUGCACAAGUUUGGUUCAUAUUCCUCCAUUUUUUGAGUAUCUCAACAAGCUUCGGUCUCUAAAUAUGACAAAUUGCAAAAAUCUGGAAGAUGGCAUAGAAAAUCUUCCAAACAGCCUAAGAGAUAUAACAAUGGAUGGGACAGCAAUUAAAAGUCUACAAGAAAGCAUUUGGGAGUCGAAAUAUCUGAAACAGUUGCAUCUUUCUGGUUGCACAAAUCUGAGAAAGAUUUCAAAAAUCUCGAAUCAUAUGGAUUGCUUGGUUCAAAUUGUGUUACGUGAAGCAGAGAUUGAAGAGUUACCCGAGUCAAUUGAGAAUCUAACUGUGCUCCAACGUUUAUUUCUUAAUGGGUGCCAUAAGAUUAAGUUUCUCCCAAACAGCCUGUGUAAAUUAUUGCAUCUUCGACUGUUGAUCCUUGAGGGAUGUUCAUCACUUCAAGAAUUGCCUCCCCUUCCACAUGGUUUGGAAAAUUUGGAUAUAAGAAAAUGUGAGAGAUUGAAAUCAAUAGCAGAGCUUCCAUCAUCCGUACGUGAUUUGAAAGCAGAUGAAUGCAAAUCGUUGGAGACAAUAUCAAGUCGGGGGUCUCCACCCAAACCACAUCUUUUUUACGAAUAUUCGUUUAUGAAUUGUCUAAAAUUGGAUGAGGACACACGGAACAACGUAAUUGUUGAGCUAGCACGCCUUCUUUCAUUGCCCAGUCAAGAUGAUGUACUGUGUUUUCAUCAUAUCAUCUAUCCAGGAGACGAAAUCCCAGAAUGGCUCAGCUAUCAAACUGAUGGGGGGAAUUCUGUCAACAUCCACCUUCCUGAAAAUUGGUUUAAAUUGAGUUUUGCCUUUUGCAUUGUUUCUAAUGAGUUGGAUAGAGAAACUGAUCAUCAAUAUAUGAAACUUGAAUGCGAAUUCAAUUUCAAAACCAACACCAGUAACAGUGAUGUCUGUCUUUACAAAUAUUGUCGUGAGUGGGUGGGCUUUGUUUUUCCUGGAACCAUUCAUUCAGAUCAUGUGUUUAUUUUUCCCAUUAUUAAGUUUCAUCCUAAAUUGUCAAAAGUGCUUGUGCCAUAUUGGUCCUCCAUCUAUAGCAAUAUUACCGAGGCUUCUUUCCGAGUAUCUUUCAAAAAUGGGCCCAUUGCAAAAAAGUGUGGGUUUCAGUUCUGCAAUGCUGACAAGGGGUUUGAGGAACUAAAUGGAAACAGAUCUAGUUCUAAUCAACCAAAUGGACGCAGACACAACAGUGAUCCACUUCCUCACAAUAAUUCCAAGCGAAUCAAGCUUGUGGAAUAAUAUAUUACCGCAUCUCUUCCAAAUGAAUAAGAAAUAUACUAAAGGCUUGGGUGAAGGCCUUCAGAAAGAGAGAGAGCAUGAAGAUGAACAAGAUUAAUGAUUGUGGAAGUGAUGCAGAAGAUUGUCGUUCCUAUUGGGAGGCUCUUAAGGAGCUCUAAAGAUGAUGUGCUCGUGGAACUGAACCAUUAGUUUUGUUGAUCGGAAAAAGCUGACCAGCCAGCAAUGGCGAGGGAGGUGGGUUUUGAGAGUUGAGUUUUCCUUUGUUAUAUAAGUGAGUCGAGUGGAGGGAAAAGAAACAGUCAUCAGGGACAUGUUCCGUAAUAUUUCUAAGCAUUAUAGUGACUUAAA
This is a messenger RNA of Ziziphus jujuba (common jujube), 3880 nucleotides long. Its product is annotated as TMV resistance protein N-like. The transcript is spliced from 7 exons. The record is from RefSeq and is a predicted model, not a curated record. NCBI's taxonomy places the organism in Eukaryota, Viridiplantae, Streptophyta, Magnoliopsida, Rosales, Rhamnaceae. Gene Ontology annotation, molecular function: ADP binding. Gene Ontology annotation, biological process: defense response; signal transduction. Bases 182 to 3532 code for a protein of 1116 amino acids.